UCUCUCAUUUUGAGUAAAAUGGCAGUUCUUACUUAUCAUGAUGAGCAACCACAUUUUGUGCUUUUUCCUUUCAUGGCACAAGGCCAUAUGAUCCCUAUGAUAGACAUAGCUCGUUUAUUGGCACAAAGAGGUGUUAUUGUCACAAUUCUUUUGACACCUUUAAAUGUCAUUAGGUUCAAUAGUGUCAUUGCUCGUGCCAUAGAAACAGGACUAAAAAUUCAUGUAAUUCAUCUCGAUUUUCCAAGCUUAGAGGCAGGGCUACCAGAAGGAUGUGAAAAUUGUGACAUGCUUACAUCAAUAGAUAUGAUGAAGAAUUUCUUUAUUGCUACUCAAAUGCUUGAGACACAAGUGGAAGAGUUGCUUCAAAAUUUGAAACCAUCACCAAAUUGCCUAAUUUCUGAUAUGUGCUUUCCUUGGACGACAAAAGUCGCCAAGAAAAUUAAUAUACCUAGGAUUGUUUUCCAUGGGAUGUGCAACUUUUCUUUGUUGUGCUUACACAAUUUGAGAGAUUGGAAGUUGUUGGAGAGUAUUAGUUCUGAUACUGAGUACUUUUCAGUGCCUGGACUUCCUAACAAAGUUGAAGUGACCAAAGCUCAAUUAAAAGCCAUAGUGGAUCCAAGCAAUCCUGAAUGGAGAGAAUUUGGAGACAAAAUGAAGGAGGCAGAGGAUCAAGCUUAUGGAAUAGUGGUGAAUAGCUUUGAGGAGUUGGAACCAGAAUAUGUGGAAGGAAUGAAAAAGGCCAAAGGUAACAAGGUUUGGACAAUUGGUCCUGUUUCGUUAUGCAACAAAGAUAAACUAGACAAAGUUGAAAGAGGAAACAGGGCCUCAAUUGGUGAACAACACUGCCUAAAAUGGCUUGAUUCUAGGGAACAAGACUCUGUGCUCUUCGUUUGUCUUGGAAGUCUAUCGCGCUUGCCAACAUCACAAAUGAUAGAACUUGCACUUGGCUUAGAGUCAUCUAAACGACCCUUCAUAUGGGUCGUUAGACAUAUAUCACAUGAAUUUAGGAAAUGGUUAAAUGAAGAGAACUUUGAGGAAAGAGUUCAAAGACAAGGGAUUCUAAUCCAUGGUUGGGCACCACAAGUACUAAUAUUAUCGCACACUUCGGUCGGGGGAUUCCUGACACAUUGUGGAUGGAAUUCGAGCAUAGAAGGGAUAUCUGCUGGUGUGCCAAUGAUUACUUGGCCAUUAUUUGCCGAGCAGUUUUGCAACGAGAGGUUCGUUGUGAAUGUACUCAAGACAGGAGUGAAAGCUGGCAUGGAGAAUCCAGUAAUGUUUUUAGAGGAAGAAAAAGUGGGUACACAAGCGAACAAAGAUGACAUUAAGAUGGUCAUUGAAAGAGUAAUGGCUGAAGAAGAGGAAGCAAAAACGAGAAGAGAAAAAGCUAAAAAGCUUGGAGAAAUGGCAAGAAAGGCUAUGGAGGAAGGGGGUUCUUCUCACCUCAAUUUGACAAAACUAAUACAAGAUGUCACAAAGCAAGCAAAUUUUGGGGGUGUAAAGUCUAGCUAGUGCUUCUUGAUUUAGUAUAAAUGCAAUGUACGCAAAUUUUGGAAAAUCUAUGUUAAAUCUAGUGUUCAUUUAUGAA
Messenger RNA from Lycium ferocissimum, 1585 nucleotides. Its product is annotated as UDP-glycosyltransferase 73C4-like. Lineage: Eukaryota; Viridiplantae; Streptophyta; Magnoliopsida; Solanales; Solanaceae. The record is from RefSeq and is a predicted model, not a curated record. The transcript has 2 exons. The coding region runs from base 19 to 1509 and encodes 496 amino acids. Gene Ontology annotation, molecular function: UDP-glycosyltransferase activity.